Messenger RNA from Boeremia exigua, 5030 nucleotides. Its product is annotated as lysophospholipase NTE1. Gene Ontology annotation, biological process: lipid metabolic process. Gene Ontology annotation, cellular component: endoplasmic reticulum. The record is from RefSeq and is a predicted model, not a curated record. Bases 137 to 4645 code for a protein of 1502 amino acids. NCBI's taxonomy places the organism in Eukaryota, Fungi, Ascomycota, Dothideomycetes, Pleosporales, Didymellaceae. The transcript has 4 exons. Gene Ontology annotation, molecular function: phosphatidylcholine lysophospholipase A1 activity.
CGCAGAACUACAAACGUGCCAGGAGACUGCAUCGACAUGGGCGUUGUUUCCCUGCACCACUAGCAUAGAUCUGAGGAGGAUUGCAUUCGGUGAUUUUAUUGCAUUUGGGCCCCUCUCACCCUCCACUGUCAUUAUCAUGGCCUCUGCGGUGACGUCUGUCGUAGACGCUUCCUCGGCAGCAUUACGACCGUCAAGCGCUGCUCCAGAAGCUGCCCAGGUUGCUUCCAGGUCGACGUUUGGUCUGCUGGGACGUGUCAUUCUGUCGAUUCUCAGCGUGCUUCCAAGCGUUCUCGUCUGGGUGUCAUACACCUUACCGACAUGGCUGUUCGCCCUGUUCUCAACUACUCUCACAUUUACCAUGAACUUCAGCUCUUUAAUGUUGGUGGUGAUCUUUCUAGUGUCCACAGUCACCUAUUUCGUGAGGUACCGCUAUUUGACAAUGUACGCGAGAUUGCCUCCCGAACCACAGCGCGAAGAGCCUCAGGUCGAGGUGUUCCCAGAGAGCCAAGAGGGCGACGACAAGAGGGCCUUUGCAAACUACAUGGACGAGUUCUUGAGUGCUAUCAAAGUGUUCGGUUAUCUGGAGCGUCCGGUCUUUCACGAAUUGACGAGAACCAUGCAGACUCGGCGGCUUGCAGCAGGCGAAACGAUCUUGCUGGAAGAAGAGAAGGGUUUCUGUUUAGUCAUGGAUGGUCUUGUUCAAAUCUUUGUCAAAUCGAAGCGUGAGAGCGCUGACUCUGACGAGGAGGCGUCGUCGAACGAGUCGCCUCACCAAGGCCACAGCCAGGGCUACCAGCUGUUGACCGAGGUGAGAAAUGGAGCGCCCAUGUCAUCUUUGUUCUCUAUCUUGUCGUUGUUCACAGAAGAUAUCAAGCUCCGACACGACGAGGCGGACGUCGACUCCAGCCUCCCUGGAACACCACACACCGGACGACCGAGACCAUCGAUGAGUCGCGAAAGCAGCUUUGCGAACAUGGAUGACUCAAGACCGCAUACGCCUCAACAAGCACCUCGUGUACAACCGGGACACCGAAGGGCUUCUUCGACUUUAGCAAGUCCUACGGCGGGAGGCCGAUUGCAGAGCGUACCACCGCUGUCGUUGGAUCUCGACGAGUACGGGGACCGGAUCAAGUCUACCAAACGUCAAAAUUCAACUUCGCGAUCUGCAAAGCCCAAAUCCACGCAUCCUGACAUUGUAGCUCGAGCGGUUGUAGAUACGACAAUAGCCAUCAUCCCCGCAACAGCAUUCCACCGGCUGACACGUGUCUAUCCUAAAGCAACUGCACACAUCGUUCAGGUCAUUCUUACACGCCUACAAAGAGUCACCCUUGCGACCAGCCAUGCGUACCUCAGUUUGACGAAUGAGGUGCUACGUACGGAAAAGUUGAUGAACAAGUAUACGACCUAUGACCUACCAGGUUUCUUACGCGAUGCGCCUCUGGAGAGACUCAAAGAGAAGUUUGCAAAAGAGACGGAGCGAAUUGGUGCAGAUGAGGGCAUGCAAGGUAUUGCACUGCACAAUCCAAGCGCUGGGCGUCGUCGUCGACCCAGUACCUCGCUCAGACGUGGUACAGCUGCGCAAGCCCGACUCGCUGCGGCUCGGGGAACUUCGAUGGAAGCUAACAGCCAGAUUGAGCUAAAGAAAGCUUCCUUGGAACCAUCAUUUCGUAAUGAUCGUAUCAGUGCAGGGGAUCUAUUGACCAACACCCAAAUGGCUCGUAGCGCGGGGCGUUCAGGCCGCGGCAAUAGCUUUUCUCAGCCUUAUCAACAUGAGAAUCGUCGAGACGCUCGCACUCCCCUUGAUUCCGGUAACUUCAACCCAUUUGCUUCGCCAUCAGCACGACCGCCCAUACAGCGACAGGAAUCGAUAGACGAAGCUACGAUCUUCAGACAAUCUGUGCUCGACUGCAUGUUCAAGGCAAUCGGCCUGACUGAUCUCGAAAACCCCAUGCCGAAGCCAGCUGGGUCUGUGGAGCAGUCGCCGAGGAUGCUGUCUUUCGACAAUAAGCGACAGAAGGCCGUGUUCACUAAUGCGUUUGGCCUCAUGGAUUCCUUUGAAGGCGGAGACACCGAGUCCAUGAUAUCCGCGUCGAACCUUUCCAGUAUCAGCGGGGUUAACCAUCAAAAUCUACUGGAAGAGAUCGUACACGAAGUCGAGAUUGUAUACUUUCCAAAAGACUCGGUCCUUGUCGAACAAGGAGAAAGGAACCCUGGAUUGUAUUAUGUCGUCGAUGGGUUCCUUGAUGUCAGCGUUGCUGUCGAUGAGGAUAGCUCGGAAUCAAAUGUACUUGGAACCUCGCCCACCACAGCCCUCAGCCAAGAGGAGCUCUUUGGCGCUCCACUCAAGCAAACUUCAACAAGCGGUUCUACUCGCAACCUAGCCGAAAGUAUCAUCAAGAAGAAGAAACCGCGCAAGAGCUUGUUCAUGACCAAACCUGGUGGGCUGGCCGGCUACCUGGGGACUGUGUCCUCAAAUCGAUCGUUCGUGGACGUUACAGCCAAGACUGAUGUCUACGUUGGGUUUCUGCCACGAGCAUCCAUCGAGAGGAUCGUUGAGAGAUAUCCCGUGGUCCUCCUGACAAUGGCUAAACGCCUGACUACACUCUUGCCUCGCCUGAUCCAACACAUUGACUUCGCUCUCGAAUGGGUGCAGGUGAAUGCCGGCCAGGUCAUUUACAACCAAGGCGAAGAAAGCGAUGCCAUCUACAUUGUACUCAAUGGACGUCUGCGGGCUAUACAAGAUGCCGAGAAGAGCGGUACAAUGAAGGUAAUUGGAGAGUAUGGCCAAGGCGAUAGUGUUGGUGAACUUGAAGUCCUGACAGAGUCCGCACGUCCUGGUUCGCUGCACGCCAUCCGCGACACGGAGCUUGCCAAGUUCCCGAAGACUCUAUUUAAUAGCCUUGCAUUGGAACAUCCUGGGAUCACUAUCAAGAUCUCAAAGAUCAUAGCAUCGCGUAUGCGGUCGCUCAUGGAUGACCCCUUGUUCGAACAAACGAAAGAGCGAGGCAGCAAAGCAACACGAACAAACGUCUCGUCUACCGUCAACCUACGAACAAUUGCCAUUCUACCUGUCACAGCCGGCGUACCAGUCGUUGACUUCGCAAGCCGCCUAAUGAAUGCCCUUACUCAGAUUGGCACCCCUCGGGGCGUGGUCUCGCUCAAUCAGGCUGCCAUCCUCAAUCAUCUCGGGCGACAUGCUUUUAAUCGCAUGGGUAAGCUGAAGUUGUCGCAGUACCUGGCAGACCUGGAGGAGAAGUAUGGUAUGAUUCUUUACGUUGCCGACACCCCUGUCAAAUCACCUUGGACGCAGACUUGUGUCAGUCAAGCAGAUUGCAUCCUCCUCGUUGGCUUAGCUGAACUGUCGCCCAAUAUUGGAGAAUACGAGCGCUUCCUUCUGACAACCAAAACAACGGCUCGUAAAGAGCUGGUUAUGUUACACUCAGAACGAUACUGCCCACCUGGUCUGACGCGCAAGUGGUUGCGUAAUCGCCCCUGGAUCAACGGAAGUCAUCAUCAUAUCCAGAUGUCAUUCCGUGCUACGCAGGAACCGGUCCAUCAUGCAGGACGUCGCUUUGGAAAUGCGUUGAAACAGCGCGUACAGGUCAUCCAAGCCGAGAUCCAGAAGUACACCUCGAGGAGGGUGCGCCAGACCCCGCUGUACUCGGCCGAAACGCCGUUCAAGGGUGAUUUCCACCGACUAGCGAGGCGAUUGUGUGGCAAGUCGGUCGGUCUGGUCUUGGGUGGUGGAGGUGCCCGCGGUAUUUCGCAAAUCGGUAUCAUCAGGGCGCUUGAAGAGACGGGAAUCCCCAUCGACAUCAUUGGUGGUACCUCUAUUGGCGCCUUUAUUGGCGCGUUAUACGCAUGGGAUGCUGAUGUUGUGCCAAUGUACGGACGAGCGAAGAAAUUCGCAGGCCGUAUGGGCAGCAUGUGGAGGUUUGCACUUGACCUGACAUACCCUUCUGCAUCCUACACAACUGGUCACGAGUUCAACCGCGGCAUCUUUAAGACCUUCGGCAACUCGCAAAUGGAAGACUCUUGGCUAGAGUUCUACUGCAACACGACAAACAUAAGCAAAUCGCGCUCUGAGAUCCACACCUCAGGCUAUGUCUGGCGUUACGUCCGCGCCUCCAUGUCUCUCGCCGGCCUCCUUCCCCCUCUAUGUGACAAUGGCAGCAUGUUGCUGGACGGUGGCUAUAUCGACAACCUCACCGUCGCACACAUGAAGAGCCUCGGCGCAGACGUGAUCUUCGCUGUCGACGUCGGCAGCUUAGACGACGACACACCACAGGCCUUUGGCGAUUCCCUUUCCGGUUUCUGGGCCACGUUCAACCGCUGGAACCCCUUCUCAGCAUUCCCCAACCCGCCAACCUUGUCCGAGAUCCAGUCUCGUCUCGCCUACGUCUCUAGUAUUGAUGCGCUGGAGCGUGCGAAGAAUACACCAGGGUGCAGGUAUAUGCGUCCGCCGAUCGAUCCAUAUGGCACCCUCGAUUUUGCGAAAUUCGAGGAGAUUUAUGAAGUAGGCUACAGGUAUGGUAAGGAGUUCCUGAUGGGUCUCAAGGAGCAGGGUGUGUUGCCUAUAACGGAGGAGACUGAGAAGGAGAGGGACUUGAGGAGGACUAUGGCACCAAGACGAGCAUCUAUCUAGUGUCGCUAUAUAGUGACACAUGGUAUGCUGCCAAGUUAAUAUUGCCAUGUUCGUCCGCGCGGUUGCGAGUCAGCGAGCAAGCUGAUGCAAAGGGUAAAUGACAUGGACGCGACUGCAGACCGAGUUUGUGUGAUACAUGCAUUCUGCCUCGGACGAACAAUCCCGCUCGCCACCACAACUCAUCAGAUGCAGCAGUGUACCGUAUAUAGCUUGCGUCUCUAUUGACCAAUGGUGUCGCAACCGAACAUGCGGCUACAUCCCAACUUAGCUAUAAAUCCAUACCAAUAACCAAAGACUGACGUCUCCAGCCUUACCAAGAUAUUUACCGCUCUCUAGCAUUAUUAGUGUACUCUGUAACGCCUGUCAAAUGGAUCUAUAGUGGCAC